This is a messenger RNA of Penicillium cataractarum, 864 nucleotides long. RefSeq lists its product as uncharacterized. NCBI's taxonomy places the organism in Eukaryota, Fungi, Ascomycota, Eurotiomycetes, Eurotiales, Aspergillaceae. The record is from RefSeq and is a predicted model, not a curated record. The coding region runs from base 1 to 864 and encodes 287 amino acids. The transcript has a single exon.
AUGGAGUCCGAGGAACUCGAUAUUCUCGACCCUGACCAGCUCCUUGGUCUAAUCGAAGCCCUGAAAACAAACGACCCCCAGAAAAAGAAGGCCUUCCCAACUGUCUUCUACACUGGUGGGCACUGGGCUGGUCGUGUUCGACCCCAAUACUUCGAGUUUGCGCUCAUGACCGACUUAAAGUCCGUUCGUUAUGUGUCUGACGAAGUUCUCGAUAAGCUGAUCCCUGAAUGGAGAGAAUACAUGAACGGAAAGUCCUUUCCCUCAAACGCAAAAGCCCAUGAGGCCUCUUUCCGUGCCUGGUGCGUCCGUGAGCGUGCGCAAUAUGAGGCUAAUGGAGUGCCUUUUCCUCGGUCUUCAAGCAAGCGGCGCGCUACGGCUACUGCUGCUGCCCUUGGUGCUAGAACAACUCAGGGAAGCGCACAGCCUUCCGCCACGAUGGGGCAACGGGGUCAAGCUAUGAAUGUUAGAAGUAUCAGUGCUCCGGCCAUAAACGCUCAAGCCAGAAACACUCCAGUCAGGAACGCCCCAGCCGUGAACGCUCCAAUCACGAACGCUUCAGCCAGAAAUCUUCCAUCUAUGAAUGCUCUUGCCACGAACGCUCCAGCUAUGAUCGCUCCACUCAUGAACGCUCCAGCCAUGAACGCCCCCGCUAGAAACACUCUACCCAGAAACGCCCCAGUCAGGAAUACCGUGACCGCCAAUGUUCAAGAUCUACAAGCUGCCGCAAUCAGAUUAGAGCACCUUGGCAGAAACACUCAUCAAUUCGCCGACAUGCUACGCCAGCAUGGCCAGCGGGAACUCCGUGUCGCCGAAUUGUUGCUACAAGCCAGUCGCGCACGUCAGGAGCAACCUCCUAAAGAAUAG